AUGGGGGACAACCCCAAAAGGCCGUGGCCUCAAAAAGUGUUUGAUCUAGACGAAAGGUCUAGAAAGCGACAGGCCACACCAGACAUUGUGUCUCAAAAUGAUGGUAGCGGGGCAAUCCACAGAGCGAUACAGCCUAACGUUCGAUCGGAGUUGCAUGGUACCGGGAUUCAACACUCGGGCUCUGGUAAUUUCAGCGCUCGCGAUAUCUACUUUGGAGCAACAUCCAACGGCGAUUGCGAUUUCUUACAGGCCUUAUACAUCACCGAUCCGCGCGACGACAAGUCACGUAUCGAGCGUGUGAAAGGCGGCCUCCUCCGAGAUUCAUAUCGUUGGAUUCUCGAGCACGAUGACUUCCGCCAAUGGCGUGACGGCGGACAGAGCCGUCUGCUCUGGAUCAAGGGUGAUCCCGGCAAAGGCAAGACGAUGCUGCUCUGUGGUAUUAUUGACGAGCUGGAGAAGUCAUCCAGAACAAUGCUAUCCUAUUUCUUCUGUCAGGCUACGGAUGUACGGCUGAACAAUGCGACGGCUGUACUUCGCGGCCUCAUCUAUCAGAUCCUCAUUCAAGAGCCAUCCCGUAUCGGGCGCGUGCGGGAAAAGUACGAUCACGCCGGGAAGAAACUGGUUGAAGACGCAAACAGCUGGGACGCCUUAUCCAAGAUGCUUUUUAGCAUCUUGGAGGACCCAAGUCUGCGAGACACCUACUUAGUUAUCGACGCACUUGACGAGUGUGAGACCAACCUUGACCAACUCCUACACCUGAUCGUCAAAAUAUCCUCAUCCUCAUCAUCGCGCGCGAAGCUGCUUAUAUCUAGCCGCAAUAUUUAUCAUAUCGAAAAUAAAAUACAGCCGACCGAGACUCAGAAACUACUAGUCCUAGAGCUAAAGGAAAAUGCACACCAUAUAUCUUGGGCUGUGAACACGUACAUUGCGCAGUGCGUUUCAGAGUUAGCACAGUUACAAAGAGACGUAGUCCUCCAAGAGCAAGUAAGACAGAAAAUGCAGGUAAAAGCCGACGGGACUUUCCUCUGGGUGGCAUUAGUGAUCCAAGAGCUUCGUAAAGCGCAGAGCUGGGAUAUUCUAGAAACAAUAGACGACAUUCCGGCUGGGUUGGAGGAGCUAUAUGGACGGAUGAUACGCCAAAUUCAACAACUACGGCGGAGAAGUGCCGAUUUCUGCCGCAAAAUUCUCUCAACAGUCACUACUACCUAUCGCCCUCUUCAUCUACAGGAAUUACAAGCCCUUGCCGACCUACCGGUAGAUAUAUCACAUCUACAACAUAUCGCUACAAUUGUAGCUUUAUGCGGGUCAUUUCUUACAAUACGAGACAGUAUUGUUUACCUUGUUCACCAGUCAGCUAAAGACUUCUUAAUGCUAGAUAGGUAUCUCUUUCCAUCUGGCUCAGCAGCAAGGCACAAUGAUAUUGUCUUACAAUCGAUCCAAGUCAUGUCGAGAAUACUCAAACGCGACGUAUAUGACCUUCGCGCGCCGGGAUACCCUAUCGACGAAGUUGAGCCGCCCGAUCCUGAUCCACUAGCGCCAGCCCGGUAUUCCCUCGUCUACUGGAUCUACCACCUGUCGGACGGGAAUCCUGCCGGGCAGGGGCAUAACUAUCUCCAAGAUAGCGGUCCGGUUCAUACAUUCUUAGAGCAGCACUACCUUCACUGGCUAGAGGCGCUAAGUCUUGUUGGGAGUAUGUCAGAGGGUAUCCUUCAAAUGGCUAAGCUGGCAUGCCUGGUCCAGGCCUCAGGGGAGGCAUUGGUAUUUAGGAAUUUAACUCAGGACGCAUUACGGUUUAUUCGAACUAAUAAAGUAGGUAUUGAGAGCAGCCCUCUUCAGGUAUAUACUUCAGCACUUAUAUUUUGCCCAAAACGUAGCUUUGUUUGGAGUUUGUUUAGACAUCUGGAACCUCAAUGGGUAACUAUAAAGCCUUCUGUAGAAAAUAACUGGAAUGCAUGCCAGCAGACAUUGGAGGGCCAUGACAGCACUGUCACCUCGGUGGCUUUCUCGGGAGAUGGCACGCAGCUGGCGUCAGCGUCGGAUGAUAAUACCAUUAAGGUAUGGGACAGCACCACGGGCCGGUGUCUUCAGACGCUUGAGGGCCAUAAAGACACCGUCCGGUCGGUAGCCUUCUCGAGCGCUAGCACGAAGCUGGUAUCAAGGUCCCGUGAUCGCACCGUUAAGAUCUGGGAUAGCGCCACAGGCCAGUGUCUCCAAACGUUUGGGUUCCAUGGCGACGACGUCUGCUCAGUCGCCUGCUCGGGCGAUGGCACAAAGCUAGGGUCAGCGCUGGAGGAUAACACUAUCAAUAUCUGGGAUAGCACCACAAGCCAGUGUCCCUGGGUGCUUAUAGGCCAUAGCGAUAUCGUCUGGUUGAUGGUCUUCUCAGUUGAUAGCACACGGCUGGCAUCAGUGUCAGCUGACAACACUAUUAAGGUCUGGGAUACCACCACAGGCCAGCAUCUUCAAACAAUUAAGGGACAUAAGGGCACUGUCGCCUCCAUAGCUUUCUCAGAUGAUAGCAUACAGCUGGCAUCGGCGUCAUGGGACCAAACCGUCAAGGUCUGGGACAGCUCGACAGGGCAGUGUCUCCAAACACUUGAGGGCCAUGGCGACGCCGUCCGGUCGGUGGCGUUCUCGAGCGAUAGCACGAAGCUAGCAUCAGGGUCCCAUGAUCGCACUAUUAAGAUCUGGGAUAGCGCCACAGGCCAGUGUCUCCAAACGCUCCAGGUCCAUAGCAUGGUCAGGUCGGUGACCUUCUCAAGGAAUAACACGCAGCUAGCAUCAGGAUCAGGUGACUGCACUAUCAGGAUCUGGGACAUCGUUCCAAGAGAAAUUUCAUACGCGCCUGAAAGUUAUUACAGCCGCGUUGAGUCGGUGGUCUUCUCAGACAAAGGCACGCAGUUAACGUCAGUAUCGGACGAUCGUAAUAUCCAGAUCUGGGGCAGGCCCAACGACCGAUAUCUCCAGACGCCGGAAGGGCAUAGCAGCUUUGUCACUUCAGUGGCCUUCUCGAACGAUAACACGAAGCUAGCUUCAGGGUCGGGCGACCAUACUAUCAAGAUCUGGGAUGGUGCCACAGGCCAGUGUCUCCAAACGCUUGAGGGCCAUAUGAACUCUGUUACUUCGGUAACCUUCUCGGGAGACAGCUCGCGGCUGGCAUCAGGGUCGAAUGAUAAUACCGUUAAGAUCUGGGAUGGUACGACAGGCCAGUGUCUCCAAACACUUGAGGGCCAUAGCCACUCCGUCUGUUCGGUGGCCUUCUCAGUCGAUGACACGAAGCUAGCUUCAGGGUCGGAUGAUAAUACCGUUAAGAUCUGGGAUGGUACCACAGGCCAGUGUCUCCAAACGCUUGAGGGCCAUAUGAACUCUGUUAUUUCGGUAACCUUCUCGGGAGACAGCUCGCGGCUGGCAUCCGGGUCGGAUGAUAAUACCGUUAAGAUCUGGUAUAGCGAGACAGGGCAGUGUCUCCAAACGCUUGAGGGCCAUGACGGCGACGUCGACUCAGUCGCUUUCUCGAGCGAAGGUACGCAGCUGGCAUCGGCGUCAUCUGAUCAAACCGUUAAGAUCUGGUAUAGCGCAACAGGGCAGUGUCUCCGGACAUUCGACAUGUUCCGCACGCUUUAUAGUCUUCGUUUUUCAGAAACCAACGAAAUACUUCACACGGAUAUAGGCUCUAUCGACCUUAAAAACACAUUUGCUAUUAGUACGACAGCAUCAGUUACAGGGAUUACUAUGACUGAAUGCCCUCGGUUUUGUGGCUAUGCAAUCAGUGCUGACGGCACGUGGAUUACUAGAGACUCUGAGAAUCUCCUAUGGCUGCCGCCAGUGUACCGAUCGAGGCGCUCGGCCGUCGCCGGAUCUACGCUGGUCACUGGCUGUGCUUCGGGUCAUGUUCAGUUCUUUUGGUUUGCGGAGGGUGACCUAGGUCUUUAA
Colletotrichum truncatum is the source of this 3933-nucleotide messenger RNA. RefSeq names its product beta transducin-like protein HET-D2Y. Gene Ontology annotation, molecular function: protein binding. Lineage: Eukaryota; Fungi; Ascomycota; Sordariomycetes; Glomerellales; Glomerellaceae. The record is from RefSeq and is a predicted model, not a curated record.